CCCGCACAUUAAAUUGCAGCCUCUUUCCGCGAGCUCGCGCACAUAGCUGUGAUGAUCUCAAAAAAUUACAGGAAGGAAUGGAUAAAUGGCUUUCAUGCAAUACAAGUGAAUGCAAAAGAAAAAAUCAAGGGUAUAAGCCUAUUGCCAUUACAUACCAUGCUGCUUCACAUUUUGUAUGCUUCCACCGCCUGCAACAUGCAAGCUGGAUUUUUUAUGAUGGAUUCGGGGAAAUGAACAGCCCAGGCAAAGGCCAAAUAAUAGCUACACCUGAAGUUAUAGAGCAAGAAAUAACAUUGCCACAUUCAGUUGGCCACAUUGUUUUCAUUCGUCUUAAUGAAGCACCAUCUGUAAUUGUCAAGGAUAAUAAAUUGCUCUGUGAUACCAUAGCUGCCAAUAAGUGGCUUGACGAAAACAUGCAAAACCUUUUUGGUCAAGUCCAAAAGCCAAUGAUUCUCAGCAUGGAUGCAAAAGAAACAGAUGAUACUAUUUACAAACAUGAAGAAUAUGUAAACUCUAAAUAUGAAACUGGAGUUAAUCAUCUAGAGCCAUUUGUUUUCACAUUUUCAAACAGUGCUGAUAUGGAUAUGUUUUUAUCUGAGAAAAGAGACAAGCAAAAACUUCUUGUACAUGUUAGUUGUGAAUCACAACUUUAAAGGGGCAUGCAUCGCUUGACUUUUUUUAUAAUCAUCACUUUAAAAAAAAUAUAGAAAGUAAAAUAAAGCAAGAAAAAAUGUUAAAUUAUUUAAUAAAUGUUUAAAAAUGUUACAGUA
Bombina bombina (fire-bellied toad) is the source of this 770-nucleotide messenger RNA. RefSeq names its product structural maintenance of chromosomes protein 5. The record is from RefSeq and is a predicted model, not a curated record. NCBI's taxonomy places the organism in Eukaryota, Metazoa, Chordata, Amphibia, Anura, Bombinatoridae. Bases 78 to 653 code for a protein of 191 amino acids. The transcript has 4 exons.